Gadus morhua (Atlantic cod) is the source of this 993-nucleotide messenger RNA. Its product is annotated as odorant receptor 131-2-like. Gene Ontology annotation, molecular function: odorant binding; G protein-coupled receptor activity; olfactory receptor activity. The record is from RefSeq and is a predicted model, not a curated record. The transcript has a single exon. Gene Ontology annotation, biological process: detection of chemical stimulus involved in sensory perception of smell; G protein-coupled receptor signaling pathway. Bases 1 to 993 code for a protein of 330 amino acids. Lineage: Eukaryota; Metazoa; Chordata; Actinopteri; Gadiformes; Gadidae. Gene Ontology annotation, cellular component: membrane.
AUGCAGAGUGCAGGACAUUUGAGAGUUAAUGUUAGUGGUAGCGUGGAGUAUCAAGCCUCACAGGAGAUGAUUGUGUUCUGUACUUUAUCUGUGGUGCUAUGCUGCUCUUUUAUCUACGUGAACUGUGUUCUGUUGUACACCUUGAGGAGCAAGCCAGUUUUUUGUGAGACGUCCCGUUACAUUCUGUUGUUUAACCUUCUCUUCGCAGAUACUGCCUAUCUUGUGACAAGUUUGUUAUUCUACAUACUAGCUGUUUGCAGGCUGAGGCUAAAAUUGUAUGUUUGUGGUUUGCUUACAAGCAUCAGUGUUUUAGAAGACAUCAUCUCUCCACUUACUCUGAUAGUGAUGUCCAUUGAGAGAUAUGUGGCUGUAUGCUUUCCUAUGAGACAUACAGACCUUGCCACCGUCAGAAACACAGGAGCAGCCAUCUCUGUUGUGUGGACCAUCUCUGGUGGCAAUGUUCUAAUGCGAGGGUUAAUUCUUGUUGAUUGGAAAAGUAAUUUUGAUCCAAAAGCGGAAAUGGAAGACUUCUGCUCGAAAGAGGCAAUGUUCCUGGCACCGAUGUCCAGUGUAGUUGAUAAAGCAUUUUGCGCUUUUGUGUUUGCAUUUGGGGGACUUGUAACUAUUCUUUCCUAUGUUGGUGUGACGUUGGUAGCCAGGUCAGCCUCGACAGAUAAAGCAUCUGCCAGCAAGGCUGGAAAAACAGUUAUACUUCAUAUGAUUCAGUUGGUUGUGAUUCUAAUCGCUACCAUCUACUCUAGCAUUCUCGUGAGCUUUGCAAGAAUAGUGGACAGAACCACUUUGAUUCGUCUCUACAACAGUUUUUUUGUGUGUUUGAAUCUAUUUCCCAGGUGUCUCAGUGCUCUUAUCUAUGGGCUCAGAGACAAGUCCAUCAGACCUCUCCUCUUGAAAAGGCUCUGUGGUAAUAUCAAAUGCUUGGCCCCCAAAUCUGUGGAUGAGCAAACAAUGAUUAAGGAUUGUCCUGUCCCAUGA